Staurois parvus is the source of this 297-nucleotide messenger RNA. The record is from the annotation of a GenBank genome assembly. NCBI's taxonomy places the organism in Eukaryota, Metazoa, Chordata, Amphibia, Anura, Ranidae.
AUGUCUGUACCAAAAGCGGUAACCCCGAGCUACACUCGGGCUUUACCAUGCGGCGCUGCAUAGGGAGUCCCUGCAGCACUUUCCUUGUCCUUCGCUCCCGCGGUGUCUCCCCUGCAGCGUCCCCGGCCAUCUCCUCUGGCUGCUGCCGGCAUCCGGCUCUUGUGUUCCGGUCCCUGUGACGUCGGGAUGUACGGGCGCGGCGGCGGGAAAUUUGAAAAUUUUUUAAAAUGUCUUUUUUCAAAAUGAUUUUACAUAUGCUCUGUCCUGUCCCUGUCUGCAUUUUGACUGUUCUUUCUG